AUGGAAAUUCUACACAGCUUCUACCAAAAUCUCCCCAGCCUGAACCCGCGAACAUGGGGCCCAGCGGAAUUCUCUAUCAUUGUCCCACUCGCGGUUCACUGGGUGGUGGCACUCAUGUACGAGUCUUUCGACGCCUUUGGGCUGUUCCAGCGGUACCGGCUGUUACAGCCCGAUGAGUUUACCAAAAACAAAGUUACUAAACUUGAGGUUGUGCGCGGCGUACUGGUGAAUCAGGGCAUCAUCAUCGCCGUCGGCUGGAUUGGUCUUGCCCUUGAGCCGGAACUCAACAGCCAAAAGCCUGGCGACCCAUUUGGCAUCACUCAGGAGGCCAUAAGGGGCAUCGAGGACACCAAGGCCAUCGUUCAGUCGCCCAUUCUCACCUCGCUCGCUUACUCCCUCGUAACCGUGGCGCGCAUCUUUGCGGCCAUGUUUGUGUACGAUACUUGGCAAUUCUGGGUGCAUCUUGCAUUGCAUAUGAAAUGGGCAUACAAGAAGAUUCAUUUGUGGCACCAUCUCCUAAACGCCCCAUGGUCAUACGCGGCGACUUAUGUACACCCGUUUGAGAGUUUUCUUCUCGACGCUCUCGGCCCCGGCCUGACGUGCGUAGUCGUUGGUCUCACUGCAUGGGAGCGCGUGGCCGUUUUCACGCUCAGUGUGCUCAAGACACUUGACGACCAUUCCGGCUACCGCUUCCCUUGGGACCCUAUCAUCCUUUUCGGGGGAAUAACGGGCAGCGAUAUUGUUUACCACACAGUGCACCACCAGUCAUGGGGAAUCAAGUCCAAUUACGCGCUCUGGUUCACAUUCUGGGACCGCACGAUGGGGACCAUCUACAGGGGACCAAAGUCUUUGAACGUUACACCGCAGUUUGCCGAGUUCCGGGAGGUCGGAAAGGUUGCCAAGAGUGAACAUGUGGAGUGA
Molecule: messenger RNA, 921 nt
Organism: Colletotrichum truncatum
Lineage: Eukaryota; Fungi; Ascomycota; Sordariomycetes; Glomerellales; Glomerellaceae
Product: Sphingolipid C4-hydroxylase SUR2
Biological process (GO): sphingolipid biosynthetic process
Cellular component (GO): endoplasmic reticulum membrane
Molecular function (GO): iron ion binding; sphingolipid delta-4 desaturase activity
Source: RefSeq, a predicted model, not a curated record